UUGUUUUUUUGGGCAGGCAGGGCAGUGGUCAUUUUCGUUAUCUACAUAAGGGAUGCUACACUAGGGAAGCUUUCAGAACCAAAUAAUUUCUCUGUUGCCCAGGUCUGGAACAUGGAGUGGGUAUUAUGGGGUUUGGCGGCUGUUUGUGCUGGUUUAGUUUUGUUUUUGCUCAAGAUUGCAACAACAAUAUGGUGGAAGCCUCUGCAAGUGAAAAGGGCAUUUGAAGCCCAAGGAAUCAAGGGUCCUCCAUACAGGCUAUUCUAUGGAAAUUCUGCAGAUAUAUCAACAAUGAUCGAUGAGCAGAGAGACAAACCCAUGCCACUCUCACAUGACAUACUCCCUCGAGUUCUUCCCCAUUAUCAUCAGUGGACCAAAACCUAUGGUCAGGAUUUUAUUUUCUGGUUUGGGCCUCAUGUCAGGUUGGUUGUUCCCCACCCCGAGCUUAUUAAGGAGAUAUUGUCCACUAAAUUUGGCAACUAUCCUAGGUUUGCCGAUGAUCCGCUUUCAAAACAACUGGUUGGACAGGGACUUGUAGGGUUGACAGGUGAGAAAUGGACACGGCACAGGAAAAUCAUAAAUCCUGCUUUCCAUAUGGAUCUCUUGAAGGGGAUGAUUCCAACAAUUGUGAAAAGUUGUGCCAGUAUGUUGGAGGAGUGGAGUAAAUUGGUAACGUCAGGUUCUCCGGAAAUUGAUGUACAAAAGGAGUUUCGUGAUCUCACGUCCGAUGUUAUUGCACGCACAGCAUUUGGUAGCAGUUUUGCACAAGGAAAGCAUAUCUUUGAUUUGCAGGGCAAACAGAUGAUUCUUGCAUUUGAAUCAUUUCGCACUGUUUAUAUUCCAGGUUUCAGGUUUCUACCUACUACAAAGAAUAGGCAACGUUGGAAUGUGGAGAAGGAAAUAAGAAGAUCCUUAAGACAAGUUAUAGAUGCCAGGGAAAAGACUGCUGGAAUUGAAAAAACAGGUAGAUAUGGUGCCGAUCUGCUUGGUUUUAUGAUGUCUCAGAGCAAGGACCAGAUGGGAGUCAAUGGGAGAAGUAAUGGAGGCCUGAGUACAGAGGAAAUCAUUGAUGAAUGCAAGACUUUCUACUUUGCUGGUCAUGAAACGACAUCAAUACUGUUGACAUGGACUAUAAUAUUGUUGGGCAUACAUCAAGAAUGGCAAGAGCAAGGUCGCAGAGAGGUACUGCAAGUAUGUGGAAAAAACAAUUAUCCAGAUGCAGACAGCUUAAGUCGCCUCAAAAUUGUUGGAAUGAUUAUAAAUGAGGCCUUGAGACUUUAUCCACCUGCAGUAUUUCUAUCGCGACAUGCAUCUGAGCAAACAAAACUUGGAAAGCUAUCAAUUCCUGCAGGUACUCAAUUUAUGCUUCCGAUCCUUGCAAUCCACCAUGAUCCUUCUUUGUGGGGAAGUGAUGCCAAAGAUUUCAACCCAGGGCGAUUUAGUGAAGGAAUUGCAAAGGCUGCAAAGCAUCCCAUGGCAUUCAUGCCCUUUGGAGCAGGUCCAACUAUAUGUGUGGGUCAGAAUUUGGCCUUGUUAGAAGCAAAAUUGGUGUUGGCCAUGAUUCUGCAAAAGUUUUCUUUUCUGACUUCACCAUCUUAUACUCAUGCUCCUUCGCUUUUAAUUACUCUGAAACCUGAAUAUGGAGCCCAGGUUAUCUUUCGCAUGGACUAAUAUCGGAGGACAGUACUGCCUAUAAACUUCUAAUAAUAAGACAUCAAGUUUCUACAAUCUAUUAGAUAUUAUCUAGAGUGCUUCCGGAUUAGAUAUUCUGCAUGCUCUCUUUUCAUUCUGAUGGAUCACAGAGUGUGAUCCGAAACCUUGUUGCAAAAAAUCAUACACAAUCUAAUCGGGAAGCACUCUAGAUAAUAUUCUAACAAUAGUUAUAAUAAUUUUAAAAUUUUCAUUAAGUAUAUGUCCAAUGGUGUCUCAUGUUGUAAUAGCACUUGUUUCCUAGGUAACUUCCGAAAAGGAAAGUUCUAUGGACCUUAAUGGAUUAUAAAUCCUAAUGCUAUGGGUUAUAGUGAAUUUGUCUUAUAUUUUAAUAAAUUAUAAUUUAUUUUUAUA
Cryptomeria japonica (Japanese cedar) is the source of this 2061-nucleotide messenger RNA. Its product is annotated as cytochrome P450 734A1. Bases 112 to 1668 code for a protein of 518 amino acids. The record is from RefSeq and is a predicted model, not a curated record. The transcript is spliced from 5 exons. Gene Ontology annotation, molecular function: monooxygenase activity; iron ion binding; oxidoreductase activity, acting on paired donors, with incorporation or reduction of molecular oxygen. NCBI's taxonomy places the organism in Eukaryota, Viridiplantae, Streptophyta, Pinopsida, Cupressales, Cupressaceae.